Molecule: messenger RNA, 9966 nt
Organism: Lates calcarifer (barramundi perch)
Lineage: Eukaryota; Metazoa; Chordata; Actinopteri; Centropomidae
Gene: nrxn3a
Product: neurexin 3a
Source: RefSeq, a predicted model, not a curated record
AGAGCCACUGUAACUUUCUGUCUCUGUUUUUCUGACAGUGAUGGAAUUGAGAGAGGCCAGUGGAUCCCUCGUCGGCUCCAUUUCCCAGUGGACAACAUGAAGGAGGAAAUUCCACUCACCCUGAUAAACAGAGAGGUCCAUUCCAUCAGACCUUGCACCAUGACUCCUGAUAGCAUCUGUUCUGAAGAGUAAAAAAAAUAUAUUAAAACAUCACCACCUCCUCACCUCUCCCUCUGCUGGUCCUUUAAUUUACCCUACGGAGGAAAGUAACAACUCCUUCAUCUACUGGACAAUUUACUAAUGUGAUUGACCUUAAGACUGUUAACCACAAUGACUGUUCUCCUGUUACUGCCCUUUUCCCUUUAAAAACCUAUUUUUAUAAGAAAUAUUUAUUUGAAUAUCUUUCUGUGCAUAUUGUUGAUAAAACUCCAGGUCCCUGAAAUUAUCCUAGAUUUCAAUCUGAUUGAAUUCCCCUCAGAUACCUUUUUUGGAUUAAUAAGUUCUUUGCAGCUAUGGAUCUUGUAGGUUUUUCUAUCAGGCUGCAAGUGUUCCUCAGCACAUGUCUGGGACUGGAAUUUCUAGGCACACCAGGUCAGUGGGCACGCUACCUCCGCUGGGACGCCAGCACCCGCGGUGACCUCAGCUUCCAGUUCAAGACAGAGGCUUCAGAGGCACUGAUGCUGUAUUUUGAUGAUGGAGGCUACUGUGACUUUCUGCAGCUGUCGGUGGUGGAGGGCCGACUGCAGCUGCGCUUCAGCAUUGACUGUGCUGAGACCACAAUUGUGUCUGACAGACGGGUGGAUGAUGGCAGCUGGCACUUCGCCACUCUGAGCAGGUAUAACCUGCGCACAGUGCUGGUACUGGAUGGCCAGGCCACAGCUGAUGAGGUACGGCCUCAGCGUCAGUUCAUGAAAAUAGUCAGUGACCUGUUCCUGGGUGGAGUGCCUCAGGAUAUCCGCAACGGUGCACUGACACUGCCUACAGUGCGAAACAUGCAGCCCUUCAGGGGCACAAUUACAGACCUCAAAUAUGGCAUCUCACAGCCCCUGCUUCUGGGAAGCCUUAAGGUGCCCCUGGAGUCAGAAGGGUGGUGCACUGUGAACCCAUGUGAGAAUGGUGGUACAUGCUCAGUGGUGGAUGGAGAACCUAUCUGUGACUGCUCCAAAACAGAGUACAAAGGUCGCUUCUGCAGUGAAGAAGUCAUCACUAAUAUGCCAGCAAGGGAAGAGAAUGUGGCCACUUUCCGUGGCUCAGAAUUCUUCUGCUACGAUCUCUCCCAGAACCCCAUCCAGAGCAGCAGUGAUGAGAUUACACUCUCUUUCAAGACAUGGCAGCGCAACGGCCUUAUCCUUCACACCGGCAAGUCAGCUGACUACGUCAACCUGGCGCUGAAGGACGGCGCUGUCUCCCUUGUUAUCAACCUUGGCUCUGGAGCCUUUGAAGCCAUUGUGGAGCCAGUCAAUGGGAAGUUCAAUGACAACUCGUGGCAUGACGUGAAAGUGACCCGCAACCUUCGACAGGUGACAAUAUCAGUGGAUGGGAUUCUGACCACCACGGGUUACACCCAAGAAGACUACACCAUGCUGGGCUCUGAUGACUUCUUCUAUGUGGGUGGAAGCCCCAGCACAGCUGACCUGCCUGGAUCUCCAGUCAGCAACAACUUCAUGGGCUGUCUCAAGGAGGUGGUGUAUAAGAACAAUGACAUCCGACUUGAGUUGUCCCGUCUGGCUCGAAUUGUGGACCCUAAGAUGAAAAUCCAAGGUGAGGUGUCCUACAAGUGUGAGAAUGUGGCCACCUUGGACCCCAUUUCUUUUUUCGAGACUCCCGAGGCUUACAUCAGCCUUCCCAAAUGGAACACCAAGCGGAUGGGAUCCAUUUCUUUCGAUUUCCGAACAACUGAGCAUGGCCUCAUCCUCUUCACCCAUGGCAAACCCCAGGAGCGCAAAGAUGCUGCCCGCAGUCAGAAGAACACCAAGGUGGAUUUCUUUGCUGUAGAGCUGCUGGAUGGGAGCCUUUACCUGUUGUUGGACAUGGGCUCAGGGACUAUCAAGGUGAAGGCCACCCAGACAAAGGUCAAUGAUGGUGCCUGGUACCAUGUGGACAUCCAGAGAGAUGGACGCUCAGGCACCAUCUCUGUAAACAGCAGAAGGACCCCAUUCACAGCCAGUGGUGAGAGUGAGAUUCUGGACCUGGAGGGUGACAUGUACUUGGGGGUUCCUGCUGACCGCACCAACCUCAUCCUGCCCACUGAGCUCUGGACGGCGAUGCUCAACUACGGCUAUGUGGGCUGUAUCCGUGACCUUUUCAUUGACGGUCGAAGCAAGGACAUCCGUCAGAUUGCUGAGGCACAAAAUGGUGCUGGCAUCAAACCCUCAUGCAAUAAGCAACCGGGCAAGCAGUGUGAGAGCUACCCAUGCAAGAACCGAGGUGUCUGCAAAGAAGGCUGGAAUCGAUUCAUCUGUGACUGUACCGGGACUGGCUACUGGUCACGCACCUGUGAGAGAGAGGCUUCCAUCCUUUCCUAUGAUGGCAGCAUGUAUAUGAAGGUGGUGAUGCCAACCAUCAUGCACACUGAGGCAGAGGAUGUCUCCCUGCGUUUUCGUUCCCAGAGGGCUUAUGGCCUCCUCAUGGCCACCACCUCCCGAGACUCAGCCGACACACUCAGGCUGGAGUUGGAUGGGGGUCGUGUGAAACUCACGGUCAACCUAGACUGUAUCAGGAUAAACUGUAACUCCAGCAAGGGACCGGAGACCCUGUAUGCUGGGCAAAAGCUCAAUGAUAAUGAGUGGCAUACGGUGCGUGUGGUGCGUCGCGGAAAAACCUACAAGCUAACAGUUGACGAUGAUGUAGCAGAAGGCCAAAUGGUGGGUGACCACACUCGUCUGGAGUUCCACAACAUUGAAACAGGCAUCAUGACAGAGCGCAGAUAUGUUUCCAGUAUCCCAUCCAGCUUCAUUGGUCAUCUGCAGAGCCUUAGAUUUAAUGGUAUGCUCUACAUCGACCUGUGCAAGAAUGGUGACAUCGAUUAUUGUGAGCUUAAUGCCCGCUUUGGGGUUCGCUCCAUUAUUGCUGACCCUGUCACCUUCAAAUCCAAGAGCAGCUACCUGAGCUUGGCCACCCUGCAGGCCUACACAUCCAUGCACCUCUUCUUCCAAUUCAAGACCACCUCCCCAGAUGGCUUCAUACUUUUCAACUCUGGAGAUGGCAAUGAUUUUAUUGCUGUAGAACUGGUUAAAGGAUAUAUCCACUAUGUUUUUGACCUUGGAAAUGGGCCUAACCUCAUCAAGGGCAAGAGUGAAAGGGCACUGAAUGACAACCAGUGGCACAAUGUAGCCAUCACCCGAGACAACAGUAACACCCACACACUGAAAGUAGAUGCUACAGCAACUAGUCAGAGUAUCAAUGGAGCCAAGAACCUGGACCUGAAAGGUGAUCUGUUCAUCGCAGGACUGGGUCCAGGCAUGUAUGGCAACCUGCCUAAACUAGUGGCUUCCAGAGAAGGCUUCCAGGGCUGUUUGGCAUCUGUGGACCUCAACGGUCGCCUGCCAGAUCUCCUCAAUGACGCCUUGUUUCGCAGUGGGCAGAUUGAGCGUGGAUGCGAAGGUCCCAGCACCACCUGUCAGGAGGACUCCUGUGCCAACAUGGGUAUUUGUAUUCAGCAGUGGGAGAACUACACCUGUGACUGCUCCAUGACCUCCUACACUGGAACACAGUGCAAUGACCCUGGGACAACGUACAUCUUUGGCAAAGGAGGAGGCCUCAUUACAUUCAAGUGGCCAGCCAAUGAGAGACCGAGCACCAGGACUGACAGGCUGACCGUUGGCUUUAGCACCUCCCUGAAAGAUGGCAUCCUGGUUAGGAUUGACAGCGCACCUGGUCUGGGGGACUAUCUCAUGCUGCACAUACAACAAGGAAAAAUUGGAGUGACAUUCAACAUUGGCACAGUGGAUAUCAGUGUGCAGGAAAGCAGUACCCCAGUGAAUGAUGGGAAGUAUCAUGUUGUCCGUUUCACCAGGAAUGGUGGCAAUGCUACGCUGCAGGUGGAUAACUGGUCGAUCAAUGAACACUUUCCAACAGGGAACAGCGACAUUGAACGCUAUCAAAUGGCCAAUAAGAAAAUUCCUUUCAAAUACUCCCGACCAGUAGAAGAGUGGCUACAAGAGAAAGGGCGGCAGCUAACAAUUUUCAACACUCAAGCAACAGUCGCAAUUGGUGGUAGUGAUCGUGGCCGGCCCUUUCAGGGUCAACUCUCUGGCCUUUACUAUAAUGGCCUCAAGGUGUUGAACAUGGCUGCUGAGGGUAACCCUAACAUCAAGAUUAACGGCAGUGUGAGGUUGGUAGGUGAUGUGCCCAGUGUGGCAGCCUCAGCCAGGACCACAGCCAUGCCUCCAGAGAUGUCCACAACCUUCAUUGAGACCACUACCAUGAUGUCCACCACUACCACACGGAAACACAGAUCCUCUUCAACUGUACAGCAUACGGCAGAUGACAUUGUAUCAUCCGCAGAGUGUUCGAGUGAUGACGAAGACCUGGAGGAGUGUGAAACUAGCCAUGCAGGUGGGCUAGCACUCCCCACAGAGCCGGGCGUCAGGCGAGUUCCAGGGCCCUCGGAAGUGGUCCGUGAAUCUAGCAGCACCACCGGGAUGGUCAUCGGAAUAGUGGCGGCCGCUGCCCUGUGCAUCCUCAUCCUUCUGUAUGCCAUGUAUAAGUACAGGAACAGGGAUGAAGGCUCCUACCAGGUGGACGAGAGCAGGAACUACAUAACCAACUCAGCUGUGCAGAGCAAUGGCGCUGUGAUGAAGGACAAACAGCAGAGCUUGAAAGGCAGCAACAAGAAACAGAAAAAUAAGGAUAAGGAGUAUUAUGUGUGACUGUGAGACUUUCAUGAACACUAGAAAAUGAAGAAAGAAAGCAUUAAGAGAACACUUAUUUAUCAGUUUCCCUGUGAGGAGCUAUGACAAAUGAUGGUAUAACAUGGAACUUGAAAAUCUUAUACUGUGCUAAGUAGUCGAACUGAUGAUAUGUUCUGUAAUAUAAAGCACACUUACUAUUGUAAGCAUAAUGACAAGGCUAAAUAGCAACUUUAGAGAUCUUACUCUUCUAUCUGGUCAGAGACGUUAUCAGUAUAGAAAUAUUUCACAGCUACACCAUUCUCCUAAGUGACUUUUAGAGCUAUGUGAUCCUUGGCAUUAAACAAAAAACUUUUUGUAAAAUUGUUAAUUACAAAAGGCUCAUAAUCUUAUACAUUUUCAGCAUGUAAGCAACAUGUAGUGCUUAAAAUGAGGGGUCAGGCACAUGAUCACUGUAAAAGUAAAAAAGGACUGUUGUAUCAGAAUAUGACAAAUUUUUAUGGUUUAUACAUUAUACAAGUGUGGUGUUUUACUCAAUUUUGCUUUAAGCAAAAGAAAAAAUGACAAAAAGAACAGCAAGAGAAAAACUAUUUCUGUGUAUAAAAUGAAAUCAAGUGAGCAAAUUGACAUGGGCUGAACUCAUAGAAUCUGUUUGUUCUGGCAUCUGAUUCACCACAAUUAUUCUCAUCAUCAGACAGAGAGAGUGACUGUCCACUCUGUGGAAAGAAGGGGCCAGUUCUCUUGGUAAGAGGCAACUGGUUGUAAAAUGCAUGCCAUCCUAAUUCUCCAGUAAAGUACAGUACAGUAAAAGUCCAGUAUAAAGUGUUCAACUUGGACCAUGUUCUCUUUAAGGCCAAAACAGUUCUUCAUCAUCAGAUCAGAACUUAGCCCUUCCCCUCUACUUGACCUUCAAAAUGUUAAUCAUGGAAAAAAAAUGAUCUCUUAAAGAAAAGGUCUAUUAUUGGUGCACAGCCAGUGGUGGUUUUAUGUUUUUGCAGAACUGUAUGUUGGUUCAUUGCCUAUUGUUCUCUUUUUCUAUGGAGGUGUCAGGAGGAAUACAAAUGCAGUACUACAACACUGUUAACAAAUGUGUAUACAAAAAUAAAUCAAAUGUUGAAAGUGUGAAUUAUAUCUGCUGUCACAGUCAGCUGUGUCAGAAAAACAAGAAAUUUGUUUACAUAUUUUAUUACACCCUAGCUGUUGUACUUUGUAGGUAGCAAAUUGUACAUAUACCAUGACAGUUGUAAUUUUUUAGUACCUCUAUUGUACAGACUGAAGAUAUGGUUUAUCAGCGUAUUUGACAUGAUGAAAUCUAUUAACUGUUAAUUUACAUGGAGAAAGACUUUAAUCAGAAUGUGGAGAAUCAUAUAGAUAUCCAUAAAGAAUAAAAAUGUAUUGUUAGCCUAGAGAUCUAACCAGAGAUGUUUCUAAAGUUGCAUGAAUAUUAACUAUUUGCAGUUGUCAAACAAGGUGCCCUUCCUUCUGUAUCAUGGCUUUCUUGUUCUGGGUUACACUAGUGUUAUUUCCUUUUGAAAGAGAAUAAAGUCAGAGUUAUGACAAAGACAGAAAGACAAAGAGGCUAUAGUGGAUGGGGCUUUAGUUUGUUUUUUUUAAAAGCUAAAAUUGUUUUUUUUUUUUUGUUUGUUUGUUUUUUUUUAGGUGUGAUUGGUCACCUCAGAUCAUUGUCUUGUCACAUUCUUUAUCAUUAGUUAACAUCUUGUUUUGACAGUAUUUUACUGUCCCUAUAUUUUCUGCCAUCAUCAUUUAAUGAUGUGGAGGUGCAGCCUGGAAUUCACAUUUUUUGUGUUACAGUUGUUACUUUUCAUAACCUUUUUUUUCAUCAGUUUGAUAACAAAUAAAACAUUCUUUUUUUCUCUGAAAUGACACUGUAGUCCUUGGGUAAAUCCAAUUCUGCAGGUCCACAUGGCAAUAAUACACCACUUGGACAUUUUCGCUAAUUCUCAACAUAAAUCAUCAUGACCUAGCAGGAGAGAGAAAAUGAGGCAGCUUUAAAGCCCCUGGACAUUUAGUUUUAAACCUUUAGUUUUUUGCUAUAAUAUGAAAUAUUAGUGACUAGAUAUAAUUAGUUAACUGCUUCAUCAGGACUAUGCAGGUGUGGUUUCAUCAAUUGACUGACUCUACGUGACCAAAUGAUUGAAAUGUUGCUAAAUUCUGGUACAUGAAUGUACAUGACAUCACUAUUUUCUAACCAGUAUCCAGAAAACAUUGUCUUUGUGUAAGACCCAGUUGCACAUGUUGGAUGAAGCAGUUGAUGCUGGAGUAAUGCAGUUUGGUGUGUCAUCCACACACUGGUAUCAAAUGUUAAGUGUGUUAUAUUAUGUGUUAUUUGUUAUGUUUUACACUACUUGCUGAAAAUGUCCUGUCUACUAAGUGAGCUACAGUGAAGGAGAGGCUGACUGCAUGGCUAUACCCUUGACUUGUAAAAUUUCCCCGUUGCAUAAAAUAUGGUGUCAAACUCCAUAAGGCAGAUGAUCUCAUCCAAGUUGAGGUUGGUUCUAUUUUGCAAACCCAGGUCCUGUGUUAGUGUCUGUCUGGUGGAAAUCCUGGGAGAAGGUGAACUGACAUCAGGGGAUACCAGUCUGUGUGAGUGGAGCACUUUUAAAUGUUUUAACUUUUGAACAAAACCUCCACUGUUCUCAACCCUCCACAGUACAUUGUAUACCAGUAUACCACUGGGACCACUGGGACCACUUUGGACUUCACCUUCCACAUCUGUCCUUCAGGCCUGCUUUUUCUAACUACUGGUAGGAUUUCUUGAUGUCAGCCACUUCCUCUACAUCCCAUGGAGUACAUGUGCUGUAUUUCCGAUUAUGUUCUUGUCAUGUUAUGUUCAUGUCUUGUCACCAGUAGCAUCUAGCUCCUCCUGUGACCAGCUUAUUAUCAUGGUUCCCAUUGGCCUGUGGGAUACCUAGGCACUUGCACCUUUCCUAUAUGUCUGCUCUUCACAUCCACUCUUUGUGAUGAUCUGGCUGAGGGGGUUCAAGCCUAAGCAGGACAGCAGUGGGGACAGUGCAUCACCUUGGUAUAUGCAGGACUUGAUGGUGACUUGUUCAGUGGUCUUGUAGUUGGAUUCCAGUGUUGUUUUCAACAGUUUUUCAUUGAUGGUUAUCAGUUCACUGUUAGCCCUGUAUAGUACCAAGAACUCUUGUACGCAUUUGUGGGGCAUUGAGUUGUAGGCUUUCUUGUAGUCAAUCCAGGCAGUACUUAAGUUGAUCUGCCUAGUUUUAGGCCCUGUUCAGACCUGGCACUAACAUGGGUGUCAGGUGAUCCAAUCACAAAUGGACAGCUCCUAGGUAUGAAUGCACCAAGGUGCAGGACACAUUUGAGAUCCGAUUGCUCAGACCACCUCUUGAGGGCCACAUUCCUUUAGGAGUGUGAACACAAAUUCCUGUUUCUAAGCCACACUGGACUGGCUACUGAAUUCACAUCUGUCACAGUCUAUAUUUAUCCUGCCUAAGUUUCAUAACAUUUUUGCACUUCUCAGUGUUUCCCAUGCAUUUAUUUAUUUGUGGUAGCCUGCUAUAAUAUAUUUUUUUAGUAUUUUAAAUGAGAAACUUCAGAGCUGUAUACAGCACUUUGUUUCCCUCAGCUUCUCCCUGCCCUUAAAACAAUGGGAAACAGACGUUAUGCACGUAGUUACUUGCACGUAGAGCAGGGAAGCAAGAUACACAUAAUGUCAUGUGUAUAAUAUAAAAGAAAAAAGGGGGCUUGGGGCAGGGCUGACCACUGUUAGUUGUUAUAAUGACUAAUAAUAAUAGCAAUACCUACAGGGCAUUCAGAUCUGAUCAAUCUACACUCAGUCCCCCAUAAUAAGAAAGCCAAAACAGAAUUUUAGAAAUGUUUGUAAAUAAUAAAUUAAUAUAAACAAUAGAUUAUUAAAAAGGAAAAACUGAAAUAUCACAUUGACAUAAGUAUUCAGACCUUUUGCCAUGACACCUGAAAUUUAGUUCAGGCACCUUGACUGGAGUCCACCGGAGCCAAAACCAAGCUAUGAGGUCAAAGGAACUACCUGCAGAGAUCAGAGACAGGCUUGUGAUGAGGCACACAUCUGGAGAAGGCUACAAAAACUCUCUGGUGCAAAGUCCUAAGAGAAAAGUGGUCUCCAUCAUUCUUAAAUGGAAGGAGUUUGAAACAACCAAGACUCUGUCUAGAGCUGGCCACCAGACCAAACUGAGCAGUCGGCGGAGACUCUCAUUGAUCUCCACAGAUCCUGUGUGAAGAUGGGACAACUUUCCAGAGGGACAACCAAUUGUAAGCAUCAUGUCUGGUUUCCUCUGGACAUGAUGCUUGGGACUGAGGUCACUCAUCAGAGCAGAGAAUUUCUUGUCUUGGGUGAUUUUUUCCUAACUUUCACUGAGGAGUGGCUUCUAUCUGGCCACUCUGCAACAAAGCACCAAUUCAGUGGAGUGUUGCAGUGAUGGUUGUCCCUCUGGAAGUGCUCAGUGCAUCAUGGUCCCCCAGCAGCCUGGGCCUAUAGUAGUAUUACUAGUACUAAUACUAUAACUACUCACACACGUAGGAUUGAAGGUACAUCCCACUGUUUUGCAUGCAACUUGCUAACAUGACCCAUUAGCUGACACCAUCUGACUUGACUCUUUUUUUAGCCUUCCCCACAUGCCAUUGGGUUGGUCCCAGGAUGAUGCUCGAGGUGGAUUUAAUGUAAAUUAAAUCCUAUUACUUUUGUAUUAUAAUUGAUAAUGUAACAUUAACAAUUUUAAUAUUAAUUGUUAUAAUAUUAAGAUUUAAAAUAUUAAUAUUAGUCAUACGUUUCUGAUGACCAGUAACAAAUAAACUAUUACACCUAUCAAUGCACAACAUAAAUGGAGCCCCCUGUGAGGCAGUGUAUUGUUGGCAAUUAUGAAUAUUAAUUUUCAGCAAAACUUACUUAACGUACUUAAAGUGGAACCCAAAAUGUUGCCUCCUCCAAAAGUUUACAUUUGACAUGCAGCUGCACUUACAAACAUUGUGCAUUGUGGUGUGGAUUGAAUACCACAUAUUCAGACUAUCUAGUCAAACUGUCAGAGUUGGCUGUUAAUUCAAGUGCUCCCCCUCCCUUUUAAUUAAAACGCAUCAUGCACUGUGCAUAUAACAUAGA